Molecule: messenger RNA, 1896 nt
Organism: Culex quinquefasciatus (southern house mosquito)
Lineage: Eukaryota; Metazoa; Arthropoda; Insecta; Diptera; Culicidae
Product: adenosine deaminase 2
Biological process (GO): adenosine catabolic process; inosine biosynthetic process
Molecular function (GO): adenosine deaminase activity
Source: RefSeq, a predicted model, not a curated record
CAAACGAACCCCACACCAGCACAAACAACCAGUGGACUCUCUCGCGCGGUUGGCUCGUUCUCGUGUGCUCAGUUGUCGCUAGAAUCUGGAGCUGCGCGUACGUGAUACUUACGUCCCACGGCCCUGAUUCUGCUUAGCUAAGCGCGUUUGUUCUAGUUGGGGAACUCCAGCUUCGGAAACUUGAGGUUGCAUUUACUGGGAAUAAACGGUAGCUGUGCGUGUGUAACGAUGUCGCGUUUGACGUACGAACAGUUUCAGGCGCAACGCGCAGAGUUCUUGCGCGAUGAAGAGAGCCGUGCCCUUGGCGCAGACAUCAUUCUGACCGAAGACGAGCAAAAGGUCAACGAAUGGUUGAUGAAGCUGAAGAAGGCAGAACUGGACGCCGGCUUCAAGACGCCACGGGAGUUUGCCCCGGCUCGGCACUUUUUCACCGUGCUCGAACAGAUCAAGGCUUCACCACUGUUUCAGCUGAUCAAGCGAAUGCCCAAGGGAGGAAUUCUUCACGCGCACGAUACAGCCAUCGGUAGCAUGGAAACGAUCGUAAAGGCCACCUACCGGGAGCAUCUUUGGCAGAACGGAGAGUUCGAUCGACCCACACCACCAAACUACAAGUUCUCCAGAACUAAACCAGACCCGUUGGACGGCGUCGAGUGGCGAUCCGUCGCAGACAUUCGCAAAGAACUUGGCAACGAAGGCUUCGACCAAAACCUUCGCGAUGUGUUUACCCUCUUCGACGAAGAGCCCUCGCAAACCUACAGCUGCAUCAACCACAUCUGGGGCAAGUUCCAGUUCAUGUUCAUCUCCCUCGAACCCAUCGUCACUUACAAACCCGUUUGGGAAGAUUACUUCCGAAACUCGCUCGAAGAAGUGCACCAGGACAACGUUUGCUACCUCGAGUUCCGCGGAGUCCUCCCCGUGUACGACCUGGACAAUCGCGUCUACACCCCGGAAGAGGUCGUUCAAAUCUACUACGACAUUGUGCAAACCUUCAAGCAGACGCACCCCACCUUCAUCGGAGUGAAGCUCAUCUACGCGCCGAUCAAAUUCGCCGAUGACGCCCUGUUCGACACCUUCCUGGACACGGCCGAGAGUCUGCACCAGAAGUUUCCGUUUGUGGCCGGAUUUGAUCUGGUGGGACAGGAGGAUACCGGCCGACCGAUGACGGACUUCAACGAGCGGCUGCUGCGGAUGAGUCCCACCAUUCAGUUCUUUUUCCACGCCGGUGAAACCAACUGGUGCGGGUUGAUUGAUGAAAAUUUGAUUGACGUCAUCCUGCUGGGAACGAAGCGCAUUGGCCACGGCUUUGCCGCCGUCAAGCACCCUCGAGUACUGGAGGAAAUCAAAAAGCGCAACAUCUGCAUCGAGCUCAACCCGAUCUCGAACCAGGUCCUGAAACUGGUCGACGACUACCGGAACCACGGGGCGAUCUACUUCUCGGACAACUACCCGGUGGUGGUCUCGUCGGACGAUCCGGCCUUCUGGUGCGCAUCGCCGCUCAGCCAUGACUUCUACAUGGCGUUCCUGGGGCUGGCCGCGGCCCGGCAAGAUUUGCGCCUGCUGAAGAAGCUGGCCCUGAAUUCGCUCGAGUUCAGCGCGAUGUCCAAGGCGGAGAAGGCCGAGGCCAAGCUCAAGUGGACCGUCGCGUGGAACAGCUUUAUCGAUCAGACCGUCAAGUCGAUUGCGUAAUGGGUAGAUGGGUAGCAGCAGCGAUGAAGACUCAGUAUUCGACUUAUCAGGGGUUGUCAAUUGGACGCCAUCCACCCACCACAGGGAGAGAGGGGAUAAACGUUCCAGUUUUUAGGCGCCGUCACCGUCGCUGUGAACUUGAAUGUUAUCGCACCAUCAUCAUUCGUGGUGGUGCUUAUCAGCUGAACAAUAAAUUGGUGGAAACAGCAA